Messenger RNA from Brassica oleracea var. oleracea, 2025 nucleotides. Its product is annotated as probable pectinesterase/pectinesterase inhibitor 34. Lineage: Eukaryota; Viridiplantae; Streptophyta; Magnoliopsida; Brassicales; Brassicaceae. Gene Ontology annotation, biological process: cell wall modification. Gene Ontology annotation, molecular function: pectinesterase inhibitor activity; pectinesterase activity. The record is from RefSeq and is a predicted model, not a curated record.
ACAUCAUUAAUGUAAAAUCACAAGAAAGAAAAUAUAAAACAAAAUGGGCUACGAAAGACUCGGACCAUCCAAACCAAGUGGUUCGGUCACAGCCACCACAGCUCCGGCUCCAAACGUGAACCAAGUCUCCACGUCAACACAACCGGAAAAUACUAACCGGAGAAGAAAGAAGCUUCUAGUGUCGUCAAUCGUCGUAGCUUUCGCCCUUAUCCUCGCCGCCGCGAUUUUCGCCGGAGUCCGAUCAAAUGUCAACUCUUCCCAACACGUCCCAGGCCUAGCUCGGAAACCAAGCCAAGCGAUCUCAAAAGCCUGCGAGCCGACUCGUUUCCCCGAGCUAUGCGUCGACUUACUCAUGGACUUCCCUGGCUCGCUCGCCGCCUCCUCCGCCAAAGAUCUGAUCCACGUGACGGUGAACAUGACGCUACACCACUUUAGCCACGCACUCUACUCAUCUUCCUCCUUCUCCUUCCUCGACAUGCCACCGCGUGUCCGCUCCGCCUACGACUCAUGCCUCGAGCUGUUAGACGAUUCCGUUGACGCGCUCUCACGCACUCUCUCCUCCGUCGUUUCAAUCUCAACCGGCGAGACGAAGCCUCAAGACGUGAUGACGUGGCUGAGCUCGGCUCUUACGAACCACGAGACGUGCGUGGAAGGGUUCGAUGGUGUCGGCGACGGUGAAGUGAAGGAUCAGAUGACAGAUGCGUUAAAGAAUCUCUCGGAGCUUGUUAGCAACUGCUUAGCUAUAUUCGCAGCGAACGGUGACGGCGACGGGAAUGACUUUGCCGGAGUGCCGAUACAGAACAGGAGGAGGCUCUUGGACAUUGGAGACAAUAACCUGAAGUUCCCGAGAUGGAUGAAGAGAAGAGAGCGUGAGAUCUUGGAAAUGCAGGUGUCUCAGAUACAAGCUGAUAUCAUCGUUUCGAAAGACGCCAACGGCACGUGCAAAACUAUAUCGGAAGCUAUCAAAAAAAAAAAAAAGAAAAAAAGAAAAGCUCCUCAGUACAGUAGUCGCCGGAUUAUUAUUUACGUCAAAGCCGGAAGGUACGAAGAAAACAACAUUAAGGUCGGUAGGAAAAAAAUUAAUUUGAUGUUCGUUGGAGAUGGGAAAGGUAAAACUGUCAUUUCUGGAGGGAAGAGUAUAUUUGACAAUGUCACCACUUUCCACACCGCUUCGUUUGCUGCGACCGGUGCCGGUUUUAUUGCAAGAGACAUAACAUUCGAAAAUUGGGCCGGUCCGGCAAAGCACCAGGCAGUUGCUCUCCGCAUUGGGGCUGACCAUGCGGUGAUAUAUCGAUGCAAUAUAAUUGGUUACCAAGACACACUAUACGUCCAUUCAAACCGCCAAUUCUUCCGUGAAUGUGAUAUUUACGGUACAGUCGAUUUCAUUUUCGGUAAUGCAGCCGUGGUACUACAAAACUGUAGCAUCUACGCACGCAAACCCAUGGACCUUCAGAAAAACACAAUCACGGCUCAAAACCGGAAAGAUCCGAACCAAAACACCGGAAUAUCGAUACAUGCGUCUAGGGUUUUGGCCACCCCUGAUCUCCAAGCGACCAAUGGUACCAUCCAGACGUAUCUAGGCCGACCGUGGAAGCUAUUCUCUAGGACGGUUUACAUGUUAACGUAUAUCGGCAGUCAUGUACACACGAGAGGUUGGCUGGAGUGGAAUACAACAUUUGCUUUAGAUACUCUAUACUACGGUGAAUAUCUGAACUCGGGUCCCGGGUCGAACCUUUCGCAACGUGUGAAUUGGCCAGGGUAUCGUGUCAUCAAUUCGACGGCUGAGGCAAACCGGUUUACGGUGACGGAGUUUAUAUAUGGUUCAUCGUGGUUACCUUCCACUGGGGUUUCGUUCUUGGCCGGAUUAAACAUUUAGGUAAAGGAAAAUAAAAUGUUUUUCUUUCAGAUGUAUUGUUUCAUUCUUGCGUCGUCCUUAUAUUAAUGGACAUAUAUGAUUAAUCCUAUCCUAUACAAACAUAAUUUUAACUUUUUAAUUAUAUGAUUUCGGGAUAUAUAUAUAUAUUA